Molecule: messenger RNA, 4407 nt
Organism: Drosophila nasuta
Lineage: Eukaryota; Metazoa; Arthropoda; Insecta; Diptera; Drosophilidae
Exons: 3
Coding region: 1-4407 (1468 amino acids)
Biological process (GO): DNA integration
Molecular function (GO): nucleic acid binding
Source: RefSeq, a predicted model, not a curated record
AUGCCGAGCAGUAUGAAGUUGGACUGGGGUCGACACCGAUUGGCAAAUCAAAGCGUCAACAUGGCCACAUUCGACAAUUGGCUUUUCAAUGUGGCAAUGUGUGCCAGUAUGGUAACUCCGUAUGAUGUCGGACGAACGACCUCAGCCAAAGCUUCAAAAGAAAGGUUGUUUGUGCACAGUGUUAGCGACAACGAUGAGGAGACUCAACAGCGACAGCAUCAUGGAGAAUCAGAGAAGACUACAUGCCCAAAAUGUGGAGGCACGCACCGACUGUCGGAAUGUGUCGACUUUCGAGCAUUGAACGUUAAACAGCGCUGGGAGUUUGUGAAAUCGAAACGGCUAUGUUUCUGUUGUUUCUGGCGGCAUCUCGUACGAAACUGCAAAGCUAAAGAAACCUGUGGCGUCGAUGGAUGCAAAUCAAUUCACCACGUACUGCUGCAUACCAAGCUGACUGGGCAAACAGUGCACCGAUCUGCCAACAAGGAGGAGUCUUCAAUCAUGUUUCAUGGAAAGACGGCGAGUAGCCCUCUCUUUCGCUAUAUCCCGAUAACGAUCCACGGCAAAUCCAAAUCUGUGAAAACAUUUGCUUUGGCCGAUGAAGGAGCUGCUUGUUCUUUAAUUGAAAGAUCCUUGUCUGACGAGCUCGAGCUAGAAGGACCGGCAACUCAAUUGUGCCUGAAAUGGACAGGUGAUGUUUCUAAGGUUGAAAACAAUUCGCAAUCGUUGGACAUCACUGUAUCAACUACGAGUAUGGAAUCGCAGCGAUACAUUCUGAAAAAUCCCUAUUCCAACGUACGAGCACGAAUCAUCAUUGGACUCGACAACAUUAAAUGGACUAUUCCGCUGGAGUUGCAUGAAAGUGAAGACGACGAUGUUAUUGCAGCACGCUGCAGGCUUGGCUGGGCUGUUUACGGCCGCUCAGCAAAGGAAUACUCAUCGAUUCCACGCCUGCUACAUAUUUGCCAAUGUAGUGAGACUGGCAGUUUGGAUGUUGCAUUGAAAGAGUACUUUUCUUUGGAAUCUCUGGGAAUUGUCGCUACGAUCAAUCCAUUACGAUCCAAAGACGAUGAGCGAUCGAUGCAAAUCAUGGAAGCAACGACAACGUUCUUGGCAGACGAGAAAAGGUGGCAAACUGGAUUACUGUGGAGAUUCGACAAAGUGGUCUUGCCUGACUCCUAUGAAAUGUGUCUUAAGCGACUAAAAUGUCUUGAAUCGAAAAUGUCGAAAGAUCCGCAGUUACGCAACUUCAUGCUAACGACGAUGAAAAACUAUAAGGAAAAUCGUUACAUCAGACGCCUGGAUGAUAGUGAGUUGGCGCGUAAAGAUAUAACAUGGUUUCUUCCCAUCUUUACCGUCACCAACCCUAACAAGAAGAAGACACGUUUAGUGUGGGACGCCGCAGCGAAGAUCCAAGGAGUGUCUCUAAACGACUGCCUGCUAAAAGGUCCUGACACACUUGCAUCAUUGAUGGGCAUUCUAAUACGCUUCAGAGAACGCCCAAUUGCUAUUUCGGGAGACAUACGCGAAAUGUUCCACCAAGUGAGGGUGCGACCAGAGGAUCAGGCAGCUCAGAGAUUCCUCUGGCGUGAUGGAAACUCGCAACGGCCACCGGAGGUAUACGUCAUGCAAGUUAUGACUUUUGGAGCAUCGUGUUCACCUUCCUUGGCGAGUUACGUUUUGAAACGCAAUGCUCAACGAUAUGAAGCUGAAUAUCCCGAGGCCGUAAAAGCCAUUUGCGGCAACACUUUCGUCGAUGACUGGCUUCAGUCUGUGGACUCAGUAGCUGAGAUGACAAAGCUGGCCCAGGCUGUAAAACUAAUUCAUGCUGAUGGAGGAUUUGACAUGCGACACUGGACAUCCAAUUCUCAAACAGUGGUCUGUGCUCUUGAGAAUAGAUAUGACAUGUUGGACAAGCCAAUUUGUUACCCAGACGUUGGUCCGGAAAAGGUUCUGGGCAUGUGGUGGCAACCUGGAAAAGAUUGUCUAACGUUUAUGGUGAAGCCAGAUACGAUCGCAAAGGCUCUGGAUGGUCGGCCAACUAAACGCCGCGUCCUGAGCAUGAUUAUGACCAUAUUCGACCCCCUUGGAAUUGUUGGAUUUUUCAACAUACGCGCAAAAAUCAUUCUGCAAAAUAUAUGGAGGAGUGGAAUCGGAUGGGAUGAGCCGCUGAAAGAAGAAGACGAGGCAGACUGGCGUCGUUGGUUGGAUUUGGUGCCAACGUUAAACAAUCUGCGUAUAGCCCGAUGUUUGAAAGGAGUUAGUGCAGCUAGAUGUCUGGAAAUGCAUACAUUUGUAGACGCAAGUGUUAAUGCAUACGCUGCCGUCGUAUACAUCCGAGCUGAAGUAGACGAUCAAGUUCAUUGCAGCCUUGUAGCGUCGAAAACAAGGGUUGCUCCAUUGAAACCAAUUUCGAUACCUCGCAUGGAACUCAUGGCUGCUGUUUUGGGACUGAGGUUGGCCAGAUGUAUCGAGUCUGAAAUGUCAGUACACGUUGACAAGAAAGUGUUCUGGACAGACUCUAGAGACGUUCUAUACUGGAUACGUUCGGAUGUUCGUAAGUUUCACCAAUUUGUUGCACUCCGCAUUGGCGAAAUCUUAGAAGGAUCAGAUGUGAGUAACUGGAGAUGGGUCCCGUCAGCGCAAAAUGUGGCCGACGAUGGUACCAAAUGGACAAGAACGCCUGUCAUUAACGAAGCGAAUAGGUGGUUCAGAGGGCCUCAAUUUCUAUAUUCGGAUGACUCUCAGUGGCCGCAGAUGAACAUUGAUGCGAGCCAACAUAGCCAUACUAUUCUGCAACACGUCGAAGAGCAAUUGGAAGCCAUGUCACCUUUGAGCUGUAUCUCACCAGACCCAGAAAGAUUCAGCAAACUGGAGAGAUUAAGAGCCGCACAGUUGCGAGUAUUGGAUUUCUUGCGAUCUAUUGUCAAGAAGAGCAUGGGAUCGGAAUUGAAGAAGUUAUUAUUACUUGAGCGGCCAAUCGAGAUGGAUAUCAUUCUAAUACGAGUGUGCCAGGAAACCGAGUAUUUCAGCGAGAUGAAAUGCUUGAAAACGGGAAGCAGUAUUAUGGAUCGGAAGAGCAAGCUAUUCAAAUGCUCUCCGUACUUGGACGAAGUGAGCAUACUGCGCGUCAAGGGAAGAAUCGACGUAAUAGAAGGAGUCGAAGUAAACCUAAAGCGACCCAUAAUCCUACCAAGAAGACAUCGAUUUACAUAUCUGCUGGUUGAGUCGUAUCAUCGCCGGUACCAUCAUCUGUACGACGAGAUCGUGGUCAAUGAACUACGGCAAAAGUUCCUGAUAUUUGGUCUGAGAGCCUUGGUGAGAGAGGUUUCUCAAACUUGUCCAGCAUGCCGGAUGAGGCGCGCGCGUCCUAGGCCUCCAGAAAUGGGAAGUCUACCGCGCGAGCGUUUGGCGCACCACAUGGCGCCGUUCACCUAUACAGGAGUGGAUUACUUUGGGCCCAUCGACAUCAUCGUUGGACGACGGCACGAGAAGCGCUGGGGUGUUCUGUUCACAUGCCUCACAAUUCGUGCCGUACACCUGGAUAUCGCAACGUCACUGUCAACCGACUCUUUUCUUUGUAUUCUAAAGGCAUUUAUAGUGAGACGUGGUUGCCCGCGACGAAUGAUGUCCGAUAAUGGAACUAACUUCCGAGGUGCGAGUAGAGUGUUAAAAGAUGAAGUGGAGCGUAUAUCGACCAGGGAUGUGGAGACCAAAUACCCAGAAAUGGAGUUCAUGUUCAUUCCGCCAGGCUCACCGCACAUGGGCGGUGCAUGGGAAAGAUUGGUACGCUCAACAAAGUCCAUUCUAACGGAAAUCUUGCCGCCUGGUGGAUUGCGAGAAGAAGUGCUUCGUGCUGCGUUGGCUGAUGUGGAGGGUAUUCUCAACUCACGCCCACUCACAUAUGUACCACUGGAAUCGGCAGACUCAGAAGCGCUUACACCGAACCAUUUCCUCUUGGGCCACUCUAGUGGAAUUCGUGAACGAGACAGCGAAAUACAAAAUGGUAACAAGCUUGCCAAAGGAUUCAGAAUUUCGAGCCAGUUAGCCGAUCAGUUCUGGAAAAGAUGGAUUCGAGAAUAUCUGCCAACGCUUACGCGCCGUACCAAAUGGUUCCAUCCGCCGCCAGAUUUGAUCGCCGUGAAUGACAUUGUUGUUAUCGCAGAUGAGAAUGGCAAACGAAACAGCUGGCCCAAAGGAGUUGUGGUAGAUAUUCACCGAUCGAGAGACGGUCAGCUGACAAUCAGGCAAAUCAAUCAAAUGGCCCAAGCCAAACAGAGAUUUGGCCAUAAAGCAAAGAACAUGGCCAACGGCAUCGGCGGUUACUUCGUUAUUGUGUUUGAGCAGCACUUGGACGUGUCCAACAAGAAUGCUAUCGACGCCACAUCAACAUCAGCUGUCGUCACAUAA